GUAUAUCAUCCAAAUUAUCUUUAAUUCUUUCGUCUCUUUCUCUUUUGAUUCAUCAUAUAAUAAUGGGGAAUUCCAUAUCUCCAUGUUUUCAUCCCAAUCCAAGGUCUUCAGUGAAACUCAUCUUCUGGGAAGGAAAUACAAGAAUCCUCACUGGAAAACACAUCGCCGGCGAGGUCAUGUUUGAGUUUCCCGACAAGAUGGUUUGCCAUGCAGACUCUUUCUUCAUCGGUCACCCCAUCCCAGUGUUAGGCAUUGACGACGACCUCAUGCCUGGUCAAACUUACUUUGUUCUUCCCCUCGAUCGAUUUCCAUGCAUGAACGUAUUGUCAGCAUCUUCUCUUGCUGCCUUAAAGUCUAGUCCUAAACCUGCUCCCAUCAACUUCGGGGACUGCCCUUUCGAAUACGUCAAAGGUUCAAAUGGUAGGGUUCUGAUCAAGGUUUUGCCUGAGUUUAUAACAAGCUUGAUACAUGGAAGCAAAGAAGAAGGAAGUGAGAAUAGUUUCCUUUGCAGCACACCGGAGUUGAAGAAGCAUUACGACAUGCUUGUUGGAUCAAAAGAACAAGUUUGGUCGCCAAAACUUGAGACGAUUUCAGAGUACAAGAUUAGGUUUUCCCCUUGCAGGUUCAUAGGGCUGGAGUGGAAACAAAAGGAGAACCAAAUUUAUUAAUUUAUUAUAGACGAUUAAAAACUCAUUUGUCAUGUCAACUCCUCAAAUAAUUAUCUUAAUUUCUAAAUUCAUAAUCAUAGAUAGAGGUCCUUUGAUUAACUGUGUCCUUUUAACAUGGUGUAUGCCACUAGUUGUAAAAACCUUUUAAUUCCAUUUUCAUUGUCAAUACAAAGAAAUGUUAUUGAAAUUAGAGAUUUUUCUUUGGGGUUCAA
Gossypium arboreum is the source of this 880-nucleotide messenger RNA. RefSeq lists its product as uncharacterized. The transcript has a single exon. NCBI's taxonomy places the organism in Eukaryota, Viridiplantae, Streptophyta, Magnoliopsida, Malvales, Malvaceae. Bases 63 to 668 code for a protein of 201 amino acids. The record is from RefSeq and is a predicted model, not a curated record.